Molecule: messenger RNA, 449 nt
Organism: Euleptes europaea (tarantolino)
Lineage: Eukaryota; Metazoa; Chordata; Lepidosauria; Squamata; Sphaerodactylidae
Gene: GOLT1A
Product: golgi transport 1A
Exons: 5
Coding region: 1-399 (132 amino acids)
Biological process (GO): endoplasmic reticulum to Golgi vesicle-mediated transport; retrograde transport, endosome to Golgi
Cellular component (GO): endoplasmic reticulum; membrane
Source: RefSeq, a predicted model, not a curated record
AUGAUAGAGAUCACAGAACUCCAGAAGAUUGGUGUGGGACUUGUGGGGUUUGGGGCAUUUUUCCUUCUUUUUGGAAUCCUGCUGUACAUGGACUCUGUGCUGCUUGCAUUUGGAAAUAUCCUGUUCUUGUCUGGUCUGGCCGUUAUCAUUGGACUAAAGAGGACCUUUGGCUUCUUCUUUCAGAGGCAAAAGCUUAAGGGGACCUCUUUCUUUUUGGGAGGUAUACUCAUUGUCUUGCUUAGGUGGCCUGUCCUGGGCAUGCUACUGGAGACCUAUGGCUUCAUCACGCUCUUCAGGAACUUCUUCCCAAUAGCCUUUGGAUUUCUGGGAUCAUUGGUGAAUAUCCCAUUUUUGAGCAAGUUGUUCCAAAAACUUGGAGACACCAGCUCCGUGGUAUAGCCUGGAUGGACAGUGUCAAGAGAAAGACAGCAUCAUCUUCGACAAGCAAA